This is a messenger RNA of Mytilus trossulus (common blue mussel), 7626 nucleotides long. Its product is annotated as diacylglycerol lipase-alpha-like. NCBI's taxonomy places the organism in Eukaryota, Metazoa, Mollusca, Bivalvia, Mytilida, Mytilidae. Gene Ontology annotation, biological process: arachidonate metabolic process; diacylglycerol catabolic process. The coding region runs from base 126 to 3371 and encodes 1081 amino acids. The transcript has 18 exons. The record is from RefSeq and is a predicted model, not a curated record. Gene Ontology annotation, molecular function: lipoprotein lipase activity. Gene Ontology annotation, cellular component: postsynaptic membrane; cytoplasm; dendrite membrane.
GCACCUGCAGAAGCAUCGUCUGUCAAUAUUUUAGCAGAGGACUUUUAGGAAAUUAUAUUAGUUACAUGGAAAUAUCACAUAUAAAUAAAUAUUAACACACAUGUUGUGGUCAGAAGGACAUAGUAAUGCCGGGGAUAGUAUUAUUUCAGAGGAGGUGGUCAUUUGGAUCAGAUGAUUUAGUGGUUCCUGCUGUAGUGCUAUUGUUUAUGCACAUUGCAUGGGAAAUAGUACUAGCUGUUAUACUUGGAGUUGUAGAUUUUGAGCCAGCAAAGACGUGCUCUGUUGGACUAGUUAACUUAAAGAACUAUCUCCUUGGUUACCUUGUUAUGAUAUCUGUUGCCAUAGUGAUAGAAGUUAUUAUUUUCUGGGUUAGUUUAAGAGGAACCAUUCUACAUGCUGAGCCUAGAGAUUGUAUGCAGUAUCUGCUUUAUACUAAAUUAGUUGUUCUUCUGUUUGAGUUUUCGUGGCAGAUAGUUGGUAUUUUAUGGUUAGUCAAACAUUACCAGAACUGUAAAUCAGAGUCUCCUAAGAAAGCUGCUUUAGCUAUAAUUGUUAUUAACUGGAUAGUAAUGUUGUCUAUAAUAAUAUCUACAUGGUGUACAUAUGACAUUGCUGGUAGGAAGUGGGUCAAAAUGAAGCGAUUCCAGGAAAGUCUGAAGGAGAAAACUAAACGUAAUAAAAGAAAUAGUGGACGUCGUAACUGGAGACAAAGGAGUAGUUUUCUGAGGUUAAUUUUCCGUUACCGUGAUAUGGAAAGGAAGGCCAUCAGAGCUUAUGAAGAAAGUUGGGAUAGAAGAUUACAGUUAUUAUGCUGUUGUGUAGAAAGAAAAGGCAGAAACAGGAAUUCUAUAGCCGAGAUAGCAAAAUUACUACAAGAGUUUUUCCGUGAUUUAGAUGUUGUUCCAUCAGAUGUAUUUGCUGGAAUUGUGUUGCUAAGGAGACAUCAGAAGAUUCGAAUGAGACAUGUUGUAUCACAGUCAGAGAAUGAUGUAUACCAGUAUUUAUCAGGAGUCCCUAUUGUACCCAAAACAGAAUUCCUGCAACUGAGCCACCCAGAUGUCAUGGAUGAGUACAACAAGGUCGUCCAUUACAUGAGGUUUGCAUUGGCAGCAUAUGGAUGGCCAGUCUUCAUGAUGACAAAUACUGGGUGUGGUCUAUGUAAAAUAACACCACAAUUAAGGUGUUGUUGUUCCUGUUGUGGAUUGAGGCACCCUAAGGGAGUAGAAUUAAUUGAUGAUAAUUGUUGCCAGUGUAAUUUUGCGGCAUUGUUACACCUGAGUGGACUGAAACAAGCUGAUUUGGUUUAUGUGACUUACCAUGUUGAUAUUGGUGAAACACCAUUUUAUGUUGCUUUGGACCACAAACACAAGAAAGUAAUUAUCUGUAUCAGAGGGACUCUAUCAUUGCAAGAUGUGUUGACAGAUUUAAAGGCUGAUGCUGAGAUUCUACCAUUGGACCCUAUAAAGGAAGAUUGGGUUGGACAUAAAGGCAUGGUUCAUGCAGCUGUUUACAUUAAGAAGAAGAUAAAAGAAGAUAUGGUUUUGUCACAAGCUUUUGGGAAGUGUUCUGAGAUUGGAGCAGAGAGAUAUGAUCUUGUUUUAGUAGGACAUUCUUUAGGUGCUGGAGCAGCAGUAAUACUAGCCAUACUUCUACAACAAGAAUAUCCUGGAUUACAUUGUUACGCUUACUCCCCUCCUGGGGGCCUCCUAAGUGAAACUUGUGUAGAGCAGACUAAAUCCUUUAUAACUUCUGUUGUUGUGGGAAAAGAUGUUGUACCAAGAAUAGGACUGUUCCAAAUGGAAGUGCUGCGUACAGAUUUAAUCAAUGUUAUAAAGAUGAGUAAUAACUCCAAGUGGAAGAUAAUAAUGAAAGGUAUAUGUUGUGGAUCCUCUGAGACAGACAAGAUGAAUCUUGAACAAGUCCGAAAUGAAAUAGAAGAACGAGAUCUUCAUGCCCAUCCAUCAGAUGAUGACAUCACACUCGUAGCUCAUACACCGCUGUAUCCUCCCGGUAAAAUUAUACAUGUGGUCAGGAGUCAUCCUAAAAAUAAUGGCUCAAGUCUAUGUUGUGGUAAUAAUGAGCCAGUGUACCAAGCUAUCUGGGCUGACAACAGAAGUUUUGAUGAAGUGAUUGUCUCCCCUACAAUGAUAAAUGACCAUAUGCCUGAUUAUGUUAUGGAUGCAUUGGAGAAGGUUUUAGUUAAUGUAGCUCCACCAAAACCAAUCAGAACUUUAACAGAAGAUGAACGUCAGAAUUUAUUAAACAAUAGAACACCUUCUGUUGAUUCUGUGCUAGGACUAGGACAAGUGGAUAUCUUGAUAGAACCAGAGAUUGCAGAUCAAUCUUUAGGUCAUUUACCGGUUUAUGAUAUGAGUAACUAUCAUAAUGAAAAUGAAUAUUCAUUAGAUGCUGAAGGAAAUAUUGUUAUUACUAAAAAUAAACCAAAGAUGACCUUAAACCUGAAUGAAAAUACAGAUGCACCUUUAGCAAGUCCAGAAACUUUAUCAGACCGGUCAAGCCUAGCAAGCUCAGGUAGUUUGAAAAACAUUGUUAGCAGUAACCGUGACAGCUUACGGAAAUCGUUACAAAGUCCGUUAGAGACAAUACAACAAUCACCAACGGUCAAAUCUCCUAACGAAUCAAGCUUUGACAUGCCUUUUAUUAAACAAGAAUCAAAAACCAGUGAUAAUUCUGAUCAUGUGAUGACUGAUCAGUCAGAUGUGACAGAUAGUCAUGUGACUGAGCGUACCGAUAGUACCAAUACUGAUGACCAAUUAUUUGACAGACAUUCACCUGUAGAAAGUAACUAUCAGGUAGAAUAUGGCAGUCCUAACUGUUUCUAUUCCCCUGCAGGACUAGGCUAUCCACACUUUAUAGACGACCAGGAACCAGAGGAAAUGAUGAGUGACAGCUCAGAGACAUCAGAAAUGUUAAUAGAACAAGAAAGUGAAAAUAUUCACCUCCCGUUAAAAGUCUCUCACUCUGAAUGUGUGAAAAUACAGAAGAAACCUCUCCAGUGUUCUCAGUCUGAUUCUUAUCUACAAAGUUUGUCAGACAAGUACAAGAUGAGGAGAUCUAAGGAACAGGGAGAUAUUGCUCAUUUACAAGAUAUAAAUAAUGUGUUUGAAGACUUAAUUCCCAUUCACGAUGUAAACUGUAAUCAACCAUUUACUUGUACACACGAUCAGCAUAAUAGGUCACAUGGGUCGAUAUCAGCGGAGGAAGACUCUGAUAUGAGGAUGUCAACAUCACAUGUUCAGCGUAAUGGAUCACAUGGUUCGAUAUCAGCGGAGGAAGAUUCUGAAUUAAGACUGUCCACAUCACAUUCAGAUGAUAUAUUUGAUAUGCCUAUUGAAGAGACUGAUGUGUGAAGUCCCAUAGAAAACUACUGUCUGUCAACACACAAACUAAAUAACAUUGGAUGGUCCAGUUACUUUUAAUAUGAUCAGAUUAUUUACUUAUUUCAUAUUUGUCAAGGUGUUAUAGUAAAUAUUUGCUGCUGUAGAACAUAAGCUCAAAUAAGUGUAAGAUAUUACCUAUGGUAGCUCAGUCACCUGAUAACUGAAGGAUACAUUAGAAAAAGGGACAUUUGUAGUGGUCUAAAACUAAUACACUAUUUAUCAGUAUUUUAGUAUAAGUUGGUGUGAAAAUAUGAUGUAUGGUUUUUAUAUGGAUUUUUUGUUUCCACCCAUAUUACUAAAUAAUUAGGACAGAAAAUAUAACUUUUCUUUAAAAAUAGAUGAAGUUUCUAAAUUUUCAGGUUGUUUUUGUUUAAAUAAAAGAGAUGUUUUUUUCUGUUUUCAUCUCAUAAAACAAACAACAGAUGCUUUAGAAAGAGAAUACAUUUUUAGAACGAAUUUAUUAAAUUGAAAUUUGGAGAUUCUUAUUUUCACUAAACCCCCCAUAUUACUGACAAAAGCACAAUAUUUCAAAUGUUCUCUGAAUGCUUUAUUGAGGGGCAGUUUUAGAUAUAAAAAAAUCGAACCUUUUUGUUUGAUAGUAUGUUCAUAUCUAUAUACAUGUCGUAUUAUAUCAUUUUUCAAUGCCUUUUAUAUCAUAUGUUGUUAGUUGUUAAGUUUUGAUAUUUGUAAAAAUGUUGUUUUUUUUAUGUUUCGGGAUUUUUUAUGGUGGUGUAUUUAUUCAAAAUUGUUGAUGUUUUCAUAUCCAUUUUUUUUUAAGAGUUGCAUUUGAUAUCCGUUGUUACGUAUUUAUUUAUAAGAGAUGUACUUAUGUUUUAAUAUCCAUGGUGGUGUUUAUCAUGUAUAUAAGAGAUAAAUGUUUGUUAUGAGUGAUGAUGUUCUAUUUCAUGUUUUAAAUCCUCCCGUCUUCAGAUUGAUUAUUUAUUCUUUUGUUUGUUGGCUAUUGUCUUUAUAAAUAUAUAUUUUACAGAAAACUAUCAAAGUUGGUCCAAAUUUUAUCAAAUUGAAUUCUUGUCUUUAUUUCUGAUGCAUAUAGCAUUGCAUCUGCUAUUUCAUAAAAAAGGGGGAAAAUAUUCUUGAAUAUAAUUUAUUGGAUUAUUAACCAAUGAACAUUUUGUUCAUGUAUCUGUCUGAAUUCCAAUGUUACAAUUUUAAGCAAUUAAAAAAUGUGUUCAACUUGAUACAAAAUAAUUUUUGUAGACGAAAUUUGUAUGCAUAAUAUAACUUGGUUUGUAGUGGUGUUAAAGUGGAGACAACUCUUGCAUUUCUGUUGAAAGCAGAGAAACUUCCUUCUUGUUUUUGCAAUAAUUUUAGAAACAACUUUUUUAGGUUAGAAAUUAAAUUAUAUAUACAUACAAAAAUAUGUAAAAGAAAAAAAUACCUAUCCCUUUCCACAUAGACUUUUAAAAAAAUUGAACAGCUCUUUGAUAAAUAAUAUUUUGAAGACAUUUUUAUAGUCCCUUGAUUAUCCUGUUGCGAUAAAAUAUUUGAUUUUUUUCAUGUAUUUUAAAAAUGUUAACUUUAUUGUGUUCACAUGAAGCAGUGCAAUUAUGUUAUUUUUAUACUUGUAUUAUAUUGAUGUAAUGAUUGUCAAGGUCACAUGACCAGAAAUACUUGAUACCUUUUUAUCCAUGUUAAAACUUGUUAAGUUACAUCUUAAAUCAAAUAGUGGCUCUCUAUUUUGUGUUCUUAGGUUAAAUAUGAAUCUCUUGCUUUUUUGAUAUGUUCCUCGUAUCAUUGCAAUGCCACAAUUUUUAAAGCAGGACUUGGUAUUAUGUUUUAAUCGACGCACAGUUUCUUAAUAAUUUACAAUAAAACAUAUCUUGCCAUAUUUAUUCCCUUUGGAAAACCAUAUCAGUCAAAUAUUGAUAGUUUAUUUCAUUGUUUUAGUUUUUCCUAUGAAGUUCUGGUUGUAAAAAAAAAACAUCUGAAUUUAUCGUAUUUUUUUAAAUCGACGAGAGGACUCGAGGGUGGCUGGUUUAUUUUGUUUGGUCUAAAAUGUGCAAUAAAGCUGAGAUACAAGUACAUUUCAUGGGGAGUUAAUUUAUUUUCAGAUUUGUAUUAAGGUCUUAAUUGGUUAUAGCUUUAAAACAAUAUAUACCCUUAAAUCGGGAUAACUGUUUUUUGGAGACACAAAACCAUUUACUUUUAUACCUUUACCCAUAUAUACCUGUGCCAUGUCAGAAAAGUUAUAUUAUAAAAAGUAUUAUUUUUGUUUAUUUGACUGUGUUAGUGUUUUAAUUUUUUACUUAGUUUUAUAUUUCAAUUUAAAAACAAGCAGUAUUCAAAGGAACUAAAAAAUCCUGUCAAUGCCUAUAUUUUUUAUGAUUUACUGUAAAUUUAGAAUUGUUUCAAUGUUUUUAUUAUUGUGAAAAUUACUAACGGAUCAGAUUCUCAAACACAAAACAACAAAAAAAAAAUGCACAUUUCAACAUUUUUAAUCACAUUCUUUGUAUGCCACAUUUUUUAUGAAAUCACAAUAAUUGAUCUUGCAAUUUUUAAUCAUUUUCAAACACUUUAAUAUUAAAUGCAAGCAUUACUAACUGAAUUACAGUGAUUUUUUUAUGUGAAAAUAUAGUCCCAAUAUUUUAUUUAUUUUAUAUUGAAAAUCUACACACCAUAUCUGCUUACAAUAUUUUAUACUUUUAAUUUGAAAAGUGGCUCAGUAUCUGAUAUGCAGAAUUUUUGUUAAAUGAAAAUUUUACACAGAAAUAAUGAAUAAAGUUUAAUUAUUUGUUUUAUUCUGCAUUAGAAUGGAGAUCAACUGUAAUUUUUUUUUGAAGUCUUGCCUACAACCAUUGGUAGUUUUACUGUUGCAAAUAUGUUUUAACCUUUCUCAGCUACAAUUUCCCAGGUAAAUUUAAUUUGUGACAGUAGAACAACAGAUAGACGUCUGCAAAGCUUCAGUUAUCUCUUAAGGUGGUAUGGGUGUCUUUCGCCAUCUUGGAUUGUAAAAAACAGAGAUUCUAAGGUCAAUAUUUUCUAUCAAGUUAGCAAAAUUGAUGCAGGAAUGCAGAAUUUAAUGUGAAUUUUCAUUUAAAAGAACCAAUUUAUAAGAAUAUAACUUAGAAAUAUAAAUAUUUUUACAAGUGUAGAUUAAUUUAGGUUGUUUUUGAAUAUUUUUCAAAUUGGCAUUUUAAGGGGAGGUAACUCUAUAACAGUGCAUUUUCUGAAGGACUCUACAUGAAAUUUUCCUAUUUUGUCUUUUAGCCGGAAAAAACGUACGGUGACCCUAUCUUUUCUUUUGAUAUUCUCAAAGCAUUGUCUGAAAGCAAUCUUUUCCUAAAUUUUUUUACAAUUCUAUCAUUUUGUUUAGUUUUUAUUCACAAAAUGGUGUUUUUUCCUGUAUAAUCCAUACAAAAUUUGUCAUUAUGUCACAACCUGUAGCUUGAGAAAAUGCACGGUGACCUAUCAUUUUUAUAAUAUUUUUGAUCAUGUAUCAAUAGAUACUACAUUUUCACAAAGUAUGAACAAAUUAUAUCAUUUUUAUUUUAGACUCCCAUACCACCUUAAUUGUAUACUGUAUAUGUUUACAGAGUCACACAGUUGUUCAUAGAAAAUCCAUGACUUACUUGUAUCUGAUGAAAAUGUGUAACCUAAUUUUCUACAAAACCAUUAUCUGAACACCAAUUUAAUAGACCACUUUCGAGUUCAUCCGUCACCGGCAAAAACUUGUCAAUUAUGCCAGCCUUUAUGACGUCAUUUACUAGAUAGAGGGGGUCACCUGUAUCCCUGCACUAUUUACGUUCAUCAAGCAUCUUAGUGAUCAUCUUUGUGCAGGAUAAACUAGAAAUAAUGAUUGCUCUGUAGGUUCUUACUGAAAAUUCCCUAAUGACAGCAGUGUUGAUUGUCAAUUUUGAGAAUUCAAUUUGCCGAAUAAUUCGUACAAUAUAGAAUUAUAGUUUUCCAACCACUCGCUCAACAUUGGAAGGGAAGUGACGAUGCCCCUAAACGCACAAAUGACGGUGAUACAGGCGCGUAUAAUUGACGAGUUUUUUCUGGUGACGGAUGAACUCAAAAGUGGUCUAUUCAAUUGUUUUUUUAAACAACAUACACAGAAAAUUAUGUUACUUUCCAUUAAAUGUAAAUGGAAGCUUUAUAUAUGACUUUUGUUUCUUAUGUAUACAUGUACUGUUUACUAUUCUCCAUUAAAUGUAAAUGGAAGCUUGAUGUAUGUCUUUUGUUUCUUAUACAUGUACUGUUUACU